Molecule: messenger RNA, 2601 nt
Organism: Penicillium olsonii
Lineage: Eukaryota; Fungi; Ascomycota; Eurotiomycetes; Eurotiales; Aspergillaceae
Source: the annotation of a GenBank genome assembly
AUGAACCCGCAGCAUCUCAUGGCAGGUCCCAAGGCCAGUGCCAUCCAACAGGCCGUCCUCGGAUGGCCAAAGAUCCACGAAUGUCAGGACUUUGUGGUGCCUGCCGCCCUCGACCCGGCUUGCCUCGCGGUCAUCCCGGACACAGUAGGCAUCCUCUGCACCAUCGACCCAACACGCUGUGCACACAUCACCGCCACCGAGUCCACGAUGCGGAAACACCGGCAUCAACAGCACCGGGAUCUCCUCCGAGACCACGCUGUCCGGCCCGACGAUGGUCCUCCGCCCCCAAGUGCUCAAGGGCCCCGUCACUUGCCCUUUACCGAGCCUGUUCGUUAUUGCCGGAUCUUCGCCAGCUCCCGAGACUCGCACUUUAUACUCCUGGAGCGUCUCGGCGCCUGGGAUGAGGCCGAUCCUGCCGAUCCUGCCAGUCCUGCCGAUCCCCUCACAGCAUUGGUGACGCAGCUUCGAGCCUCGCUCACAGCGCGAUCGGUGCCUGCACCAGAGGUUCAGCGCCUCCAGUACGACGAUGCGAAUCCCUGGCUCCGUCGCACCGGUUGGUCGGCAUAUCUAGCUGGGCAAUCCCUCUCGGACCUCCGUACGUCGAUCCAACGCCCAGACGCCGAUGACCCCCGGCCCCAGGCCCACAUCGCCAACGCCUUGUGUUCUGCCCUGCAUGCCGCUGCCCGAGCGAGCCAGCAAGCAACUGCCGCCAGCGGACGGAUGAUCCGUCUCGAGAUCACUCGCACGGAACGGGAGAAACAGCCCGCCAAGCCGUUAGAGGCAUACCUUCAGUUCGAGUCCCUACUCCGACACUGUGAGCCCUGGGAGAAUAUCCUGCUCUUCUUCCUCCGCAACGGCCCCCACGGCCACUCCUCAGGCCCCAGGUUCCACUUCACGCCGACCCAGCGACGCGCGUGGGACCAACUCUACGAAGCCGCCACGCAGGCCCCCAGUGUUCCCCCCACGCAGUCCCCUAGCCCGGCCCCAACCCCGCCUGGGAAGCCUCUGCCAGCGCAUCCGUUACUACCUCCACUACCCCAGGCCUGCCUGGAUUUCUGCGUGUCGCUACUGCUCCAGAACGCCGCUGCGGAUGAAUAUGAAUGUACCUUGGUGGACGCGCUCGCGGUCCUCGGCCUCGGUGCCUCCGGGUGGUUGACAAUAGACUCAUACCCUCCCAUCCUGUCUUCUGUGAUCAAAAUCGCACGGUUCAUGAUCGUUCAGAAGGCCUUGCAGCUUCACGUCCCGGCCGCUACGCCCAGGGAAGAUGAGCCCGCGGCCAGCCUCGAGGACAUCAUCCGGCAGGCGGACCGAGAACCCGAGCUGACCCCAAUCCGCCAGAUCCAGCACCUGGUGCAGCGCUAUCUGAUCCGUGGCACAUCCAGCCCGAUGCAAUGGAUGAUCGACCUCCGGACCUACGGCCGCAGCGCCUUCACCCAGAGCACCAAACCCGGCCAUAUCUCCUGGACCGGGACCGACCGACUGCUGUACAAGCAGCUGAACUUCACCAUGUCGGAGUUCACCACCUGUGUGCAUCAGAUCUCCGCCGAUGUCCGCUAUCGGCUGGUCCACCAUCUGCUCCUCCAGGACCCUCGGGGCCGUUCGACCAUCCCUGCCAUCCCAUGGGACACUCUCUACGACGACCCCUCGAACACCGCGGUGCAAUACAGUUUCCUCACGCACGACACAACUGUCUGGCCGGUCGACGGCCGUGUGUGGCUCUUUAACCAGGUGACUGAUCUUCCCACGCACCGGCAACGCUUCUUCACCGUCAGGCGCAAAGAGCUCUCGCCCAUCGCCACAGACCAAUACCUUGACCGGGUCGUCGAGUUCCGUGAACAGCUGGCGAUCCUGAUCCACCUGUAUGCGGGCCAACCUGCCCGAGCCACCGAGCUGCUGAGUCUCCGACAUCGGAAUACUCAGGCGGGGGGUGUUCGCAACCUUUUCAUCGAGGACAGUCUGGUUGCCCUCGUCAGCCGCUACCACAAAGGAUAUCAAUUCUCCAACGAUGUGAAGCUCAUCCAUCGAUAUCUCCCCCGGGAGGUUGGCGAGCUGGUGGUCUGGUAUCUUUGGCUGGUGCUCCCAUUCGCGGAUCUCCUGCAGACAAGUCGAGAUGCACGAACCCAGAUCCCUCCGAAACGUGAACGAAUGGAUUAUCUUUGGCCUACGGACCCCAACGGCGGUAGUUGGGACGACAGGCGUGUUCGCAAACACCUCCAAGACGCAACCGGUAAAUAUCUCAACGGGCAGGUGCUCAAUAUCCAUGACUAUCGAGAUGUUACGAUUGGUAUCAGCCGUCGGUACCUCCAGGCCUCGAGUCAUUUCCCCAACGACAAAAGCCAGGAGGAGCAUGAUCCGGAUGACAUGGCGAAGCCGAAUAUGAAUCUGGAUCCGGACGCCUGGAUGUCGCACAUCCUCGACCUCCAGGCCGCGCAUUCCUCCCACAUCGCCGGCACCACCUACGGACGUUCCAUAGACGAGCAGCCCGGCACCACGGCCCAUCGUCGCCAACUGUUCCGGCGAUCGAGCACGGAUUGGCAUCGGUUCCUCGGCUUCACCAGCGCGGUCCAAUCCGCUGGGUCAAAGGAUCCCACCGCACCAUAG